Molecule: messenger RNA, 1090 nt
Organism: Arachis duranensis
Lineage: Eukaryota; Viridiplantae; Streptophyta; Magnoliopsida; Fabales; Fabaceae
Exons: 3
Coding region: 472-825 (117 amino acids)
Source: RefSeq, a predicted model, not a curated record
GCUUUGAUUGCCAAAACUGGGCGCUACUGGCCUGGCGUUUCCUUUCCUUUCCUUUCCUUUCGUUUUCCAUUUCUAUCAGACAACUCCAAAAGACACACAAACUGAAAAAGUGAAAAGUGAAAAUAGCGGAGCACAACCCCCAACCCCUUUCCCUUUCCUUCUCUCCCACUCCAUCCAAAAAAUAAAUUAGGGCUUCAUUGACAGAACACAAUCAAGUAUCAACCAAAGUCGCAGCACACACACUGUCUUCCUCUCCAAAUGCUUGUUCUCUUCCCCCAAAUACCACUAUUUGGGUUUUUAGUCAAGAGAAAGAGAGAAAUACCGAACAGGGAAGGGAGUGACCGCGCCGAGGGAUGAAGAAAUCGGUUGUGGCUCCGUGAACGACAAGCGGCGGCCGCGGUAACCGGAGGUGGCAGAUCCUCUCCUUAGUUCCCUUGGUUUGGAAUUUUAACACAAGAAGUUAGAGCAAGGAUGUCUCUUCGUAUAAAGGCUGUGGUAGAUAAGUUUGUUCAAGAGUUGAAAGAAGCAUUAGAUGCUGAUAUUCAAGAUAGGAUCAUGAAGGAGAGAGAGAUGCAAAGUUAUAUUGAAGAGCGUGAGCGUGAAGUAGCAGAGCGUGAAGCUGCAUGGAAGGCUGAACUUUCUCGUCGUGAGGCAGAGAUUGCGCGUCAAGAGGCAAGGCUGAAGAUGGAAAGAGACAACCUUGAGAAAGAAAAAAGUGUCUUAAUGGGAACUGCCUCAAAUCAAGAUAACCAAGAUGGAGCUCUUGAAAUUACGGUGAGCGGCGAAAAGUACAGAUGCCUUAGAUUCGCCAAGGCAAAGAAAUGAUGCUUGAUGCUCUCUGCUUAGCAGACCAGAAUGGGAAAAAAGUACGAUUUCCACUCCUCACCUCCAAAAGAGAGGGUUAGUCCAGCUAAGAGAUUAACAUGCAAUUUCAUGUCAAGUUGUGGUUUAUUUGUUCAUUAUUCAUUGCUCAAUUUGGAAAGUCAUUGGUUGGUCCAUAUUUUUUCAUCUGUAAAUUUUUGGUAUUACAGUUUCACACUGAUGAGUUGGUACUUUUUGUAGUGAAAAUAUAUGGUUUCAGUUACAUUAA